AUGAAAUUCUCAAUCACCAUCGUCGCCUUCAACAUCAUGGCCGUUCUUGCAGCUCCGCCGCUCAAUCCUCGACAAAAUGAUGUGCCAGACUGCGAAAACGGCGGACAUGCUGAGCAUCUCAAAACGUACGACAGUGAUAUAGCUCACUUCUUCACCACCACCACCACCACCAAGUUGAACUCUGGAUUAUUAGACAGAAUGCUUUUACAACUACCAGUCAUCACAACGUUGUUAUCUCUUUUCUCAGCACAGAGUAUAGGUGGCCCUGGAAAUGUGACAGUUAGCUUCUUCAAAUCCGACCAAGAUUGCGAAUCCAGCGACACGAAAACACCCAUCCUCACAACCCACGACAUCCCCACGGAGCUCAUAUGCUUCAAUCUUACCGACACAUUCUCCCCCGGCAACAAAACCAUCUCAGGCUACCAAAAGGCCCUCGAACCAUGGGAACAUCCCAACUCCAAUAUCAGCUUUCAUCUGCAGCAAAACGACUUUGACUCCAGUGCGAAUUACACCCAGAUUCGCUAUGAGCUGCCUGGAGGUGAUGUUGGAGAGAAGUCAUCGUGGAUACUUUGGGUUUAUCCACACCUGAACUGUGAGACUGAAGUCAAGGGUGUUGAUAAUCACGAGUACCCUUGGGAUAGGGAUGGGGAGUGCAAGACUUGGGCGCAGUUGGGUGCUGCGACGAGGAUGAGAAGUCAGAUGCCAGGUCUAUUUUAUACUACAGUCACAAUGGCUGUUGCAAUCUUGGCCCUAUAG
Fusarium graminearum PH-1 is the source of this 756-nucleotide messenger RNA. RefSeq lists its product as uncharacterized. The record is from RefSeq and is a predicted model, not a curated record. NCBI's taxonomy places the organism in Eukaryota, Fungi, Ascomycota, Sordariomycetes, Hypocreales, Nectriaceae. The transcript is spliced from 4 exons. The coding region runs from base 1 to 756 and encodes 251 amino acids.